Messenger RNA from Lipotes vexillifer (Yangtze River dolphin), 2091 nucleotides. It is a transcript of the gene CAPN13, whose product is annotated as calpain 13. Lineage: Eukaryota; Metazoa; Chordata; Mammalia; Artiodactyla; Lipotidae. Gene Ontology annotation, molecular function: calcium-dependent cysteine-type endopeptidase activity. The record is from RefSeq and is a predicted model, not a curated record. Gene Ontology annotation, cellular component: cytoplasm. The transcript has 21 exons. Gene Ontology annotation, biological process: proteolysis. The coding region runs from base 1 to 2091 and encodes 696 amino acids.
AUGGCGCACAACCAGGAGCUUCUAGCCAAGACCCCCAUCAUCAAGUUCAGGCAAGAGGACUUUUACUCCUUGCGGGAUUAUUGCCUAAACAGAGGCCUGCUGUUUGAGGAUGAGACAUUGCCUGCUGAGACUUAUUCCAUAGGUCUACAGCUGCUCAAGGGAAAAAACCUCUCCAGCCUAAGCUGGAUGCGGCCAAAGGAUUUAUUGAAGGGUAAAUCAGAGCCUCACUUCAUCCUGGAAGGUGUGAGCAGUUUCGACAUCCAACAGGGGGAGGCAGGAGAUUGCUGGUUCCUGGCAGCACUGGGCUCCUUGACACAGAACCCACAGCAUCUGCAGAAGAUCCUAAUGGACCAAAGCUUUUCAUACCAAUAUGCAGGGAUUUUCCAUUUUCCGUUCUGGCAGUGUGGCCAGUGGGUGGAAGUGGAGAUUGACGAUCACCUACCUGUCCUGAACAAUGAGUACUUCUUUGUUAAUCCUCGCGACAAACAAGAGUUUUGGCCGAGCCUGCUGGAGAAAGCCUACGCCAAGUUUCAUGGGUCCUGUGUCAACCUGCACUGUGGCUGCCUCCCUGAUGCCCUGGUGGACCUCACGGGAGGGGUGGUCACCAUCAUCAGCCUGCGUUCCUCCUCAUCUGACCUGAUGACAGUGGUGAAGAUGGUAGCCGAGGCAGGCUCCCUGAUGACCUGCAGCACCCUGGCCGGGCCGACAAGUGAGUCCACGAGGAUGGCAAACGGGCUGGUGAGUCGGCAUGCCUACACAGUGACUGGCGCUGAGCAGAUUCAGUACAGGAGCGGCUGGGAAUAUCUUAUCCGCCUGUGGAACCCCUGGGGCAAGAGCAGAUGGAGAGGGCACUGGAGUGACAGGUCUCUGGAGUGGCAGGAAACCCACGACCAACGGAAAAGCCAGUUGUAUGAAAAUAAGGAUGAUGGCGAGUUUUGGAUGUCAUGUCAAGAUUUCCGAGAUAACUUCUGCCUAUUUAUAUGUAACCAAGUUCCAAUCAGCCUGGACCAUGGAAACACAAUCCAUGAAAGAUGGCCCCAACUGAUGUUUAAGAGCCACUUAAUUCCAGGAAAUGCGGAAGGACCCCAGAGGGACAUGCAGUACAUCUUCUCUGUGCCAGAAAGCAUGGAAAACAACAAUGUCAUCAUGUCCUUCAAUUUUGUCAUGCCACAAAAUUUAAAGGCAAAAGACAGGACAUUUCCACCGAAGUCCGAGGUGUUCAAGAUCGACUAUCAGUUCCAGCAUUUCCGAGAGAGAUUGCCGUCCACCUUUUUUUCCAAAUUCAGAAUUGCUGAGAAGGGCAUCGUUUCUGAAACCACGUGCAACCUUACAGAGUGCUUCAGCCUGAGCCCUGGGACCUAUGUGGUGGUCGCCUCCGCAGGCAGAGAAGGAGUUGAGUUCUUGCUCCGAAUCUUCCUAAAGAUGCCAGACAGUGACAGGAACCUGGACGGUAAUCUCAACCUCAGACCACUGCAGGUAAGUUCGUCCAGAAAUGGCUCCCAACGAAGCAUUUUCUACAAAUACGCUCAGCAGGGGCUGGACAUUGAUGCUACCCAGGUUCAGAGCCUUCUCAACCAGGAAUUCCUAAAAGGACCUCCAGGGGACACAUUCUCUUUGGAUGAGUGCCAGAGCAUUGUGGCUCUGACGGAUCUGAAGGUGAACGGGCGGCUUGACCAAGAAGAGUUUUCAAGGCUGUGGAGCUGUCUUGUCCACUGCCAGAGUGUUUUCCAAAACUCCCGGAAGAACUCUGGAGUUUUCCCGAGCUCGGAUUUGUGGAAGGCCAUAAAGGACACAGACUUCCUUGCAGGGAUCUCUGUCACCAAUGAGCGGCUGGAUCUCAUGAGACUCCGCUAUAGCGACAGCACAGGCAGGGUCAGCUUCCCCAGCCUGGUCUGCAUCCUGAUGCGGCUUGAAGCCAUGACAAAAGCGUUCCAGAACCUCGCCAAGGACGGAAAAGGACUCUACCUGACAGAAAUGGAGUCUCACUGGCAGCAGGUCGGGGAGAAGCCUGGGUCUGUGCCUGGCGAUGCCUGGACAGGGCAGCUGGCUGACAGCCGAGAAGCUGGGGCCGCCACCCUCUACACCGCAUGA